GAAGCGGCGUCUUCAGGCGGGGCUGGUGGCGGCCCCCGGGCCGGCUUUCCCGACAAGCAGCGGGGCGGCGGUGUUGUCAAUGGCGCGGGUGGGCCUGCUGCCCCGGGCGCUGUGGCCAGUCCUGGGGGCGGCCGACCGGCUGCUCGGGGCCGCGGGGAAGCGGCCGUGGCCGUCCCCGCCGGCAGGCCGACCUCCAGCCGGGGCGAGGCCGGGGCCGUGGGCAGUUUGGAGUCAGGGCCCGGGAGGGGGCCUGGGCCCCGGCCGGCCGGUCCUGCUGGUCCCCCGGAGAGCCGCCGCCACCGAGGGCCGGGACCCCCGAGGGCCGCUGCCCACCACCCCCCUCACCCCCGCCCAGCAAGUGAAAGAAGCUGGAAGGGAUUUUACCUAUCUGAUAGUGGUGCUCGUUGGAAUCAGCGUCACAGGUGGCUUGUUCUAUGUGAUUUUCAAAGAACUUUUCUCUUCAUCCAGUCCUAGUAAGAUCUAUGGCGAUGCCCUAGAAAAAUGCAGAGCUCAUCCAGAGGUAAUAGGUGUUUUUGGUGAGCCCAUUAAAGGUUAUGGCGAGACCACAAGACGGGGUAGAAGACAACAUGUCAGUCAUGUGGAAUAUGUAAAAGAUGGAACAAAACGCAUGCGUCUGAAAUUCUACAUUGAGGGAUCAGAACCAGGAAAGCAAGGAACGGUGCAUCUUGAAAUGAAAGAGAACCUUGAAAGCGGCAAAUACGAAUAUCGCUAUAUCUUUGUGGAUGUCGAUGCCUAUCCUCGAAGAACCAUCAUUAUUGAAGACAACCGAUAAGAGCUUUCGCAAACCCAACUGGCCCGAUACCUUGGACUGAGGGCUGGUGGAAUCACAGUAUCACAGUACGACUGCUCAUAUCCACUCCCUCUGGAAAUCAGUUGAGUAGGAAAGAAAAAUGUCUGCAUCAUAAUCAGGAGUGUUCUAAUGAGAUGUUCUACCAGACUGCAAGAAAUAGGAUUUGGAGCAAAAAGCCAUAAAAAAAGAGACUCUUCUUAUAGUGGAUUUUUAGUCAUGGACAAUAUCUUUAGUGCCUCUAGCUAGAUCUUCCAAAAUGUAAGGGUUUGAUUUUUUUUUUUAAGGUUAGUCACAGAAAUAAAGAAAAUGAAUUGUAAAAGCUCA
This is a messenger RNA of Ornithorhynchus anatinus (platypus), 1135 nucleotides long. RefSeq names its product translocase of inner mitochondrial membrane 21 (gene TIMM21). Gene Ontology annotation, cellular component: TIM23 mitochondrial import inner membrane translocase complex. The coding region runs from base 80 to 793 and encodes 237 amino acids. The transcript has 6 exons. Gene Ontology annotation, biological process: protein import into mitochondrial matrix. The record is from RefSeq and is a predicted model, not a curated record. NCBI's taxonomy places the organism in Eukaryota, Metazoa, Chordata, Mammalia, Monotremata, Ornithorhynchidae.